AUAAAAAUGAGUAGAUAAUACUAAUAGAUAGAUUAGUAAUCUCUCAGCAGUCACUUGGCCGGUCACGUGAUCAAUGAAUUUGUAUGGAAAAGCCUGCCACGUCCCUUUAGCCAUCAUCAUCAAUGUAUGGUCGUGUACACGCGUAAUUUACAUUUUUCGACGUUGCAGGGAAGAUAAAUAACAUUGUUUUUUAGUGGCUUACUACUUGUUACAAGAUGCCAUUGAGACUAGACAUUAAGCGGAGAUUGUCUGCACGAUCAGACCGUGUCAAGUCUGUUGACCUGCACCCAACUGAACCAUGGAUGCUGGCCAGUUUAUACAAUGGUAACGUCCAUAUAUGGAAUCAUGAGAGUCAGACACUGAUCAAAUCUUUUGAAGUCUGUGACCUGCCCGUCAGGUCAGCCGUGUUUGUUGCACGCAAGAACUGGGUGAUAACAGGCUCGGAUGAUAUGCAACUACGGGUAUUCAACUACAACACUCUCGAAAAAAGUCACAUGUUUGAAGCUCACUCAGAUUAUAUCAGAUCCAUCGCAGUUCAUCCCACACAGCCCUACAUCCUAACUAGCAGUGAUGACAUGUUGAUUAAACUGUGGGACUGGGAGAAGAAGUGGCUGUGUUCGCAGGUGUUCGAAGGCCACACCCACUACGUCAUGCAGGUGGUAAUCAAUCCAAAAGACAACAACACAUUCGCGAGUGCAUCGCUCGACAGGACUGUAAAGGUCUGGCAACUAGGUUCUUCAGCUCCAAAUUUUACCCUUGAAGGUCACGAAAAGGGCGUGAACUGUGUGGACUACUACAGUGGGGGCGACAAACCAUACCUCGUCUCGGGAGCGGAUGAUAGAUUAGUUAAGAUCUGGGAUUAUCAGAACAAGAACUGUGUGCAAACAUUAGAUGGCCAUGCUCAAAAUAUCUCCUGCGUCUCGUAUCACCCCGAGCUACCAAUCAUAAUGACAGGAUCUGAGGACGGCACUGUUCGAAUAUGGCAUGCAAACACCUACAGAUUGGAAACCACGCUGAACUACGGCCUUGAGAGAGUGUGGACAUUAGCCAAUCAGAGAGGCAGCAACAGCGUUGCACUGGGAUACGAUGAAGGCAGCAUAAUCAUUAAGUUAGGGCGUGAAGAACCAGCGAUGUCAAUGGACGUCAAUGGCAAGAUAAUCUGGGCCAAGCAUGCGGAGAUACAACAGGCUAAUCUGAAGUCAAUGGGAGAUAUGGAAAUUAAAGAUGGCGAGAGACUUGGACUUGGAGUGAAGGAUAUGGGAAGUUGCGAGAUCUAUCCACAGACAAUCUCGCAUAAUCCGAACGGAAGGUUUGUGGUUGUAUGCGGUGAUGGAGAGUAUAUUAUUUACACAGCAAUGGCUCUAAGAAACAAGAGUUUUGGUUCAGCGCUUGAGUUUGUCUGGUCCAACGACGCUUCAGAGUAUGCUAUUCGUGAAAGUAGCACAACAGUAAAAAUCUUUAAGAACUUCAAAGAAAGGAAAAACUUCAAGCCUGAUUUUGGAGCAGAAGGCAUCUAUGGUGGUAUUUUAUUGGGAGUCAAGUCAAACAGUGGCCUAGCUUUCUACGAUUGGGAAAGUACAUCACUUGUUCGUAGGAUUGAGAUCAUUCCUAAAAAUGUAUUUUGGUCUAUGAAUGGAGAACUUCUUUGCAUAGCAACAGACGAUUCAUUCUUUAUACUUAAAUAUAACCAAGAAGCUGUUUCUAAGGCAAACGAAACAAAUGAAGGCAUAACAGAGGAUGGAAUUGAAGAAGCCUUUGAUGUUGUUGGUGAGAUCCAGGAAACAGUGAAGACUGGUCUGUGGGUUGGUGACUGUUUUAUUUACACAAACUCUCUUAAUAGGCUCAACUAUUACGUUGGUGGCGAGAUCGUCACAAUAUCUCACCUGGACAGGGUGAUGUAUCUUCUCGGAUACAUUCCAAAAGACAACAGGCUUUACCUCGGUGAUAAGGAGUUAAAUGUUGUUAGUUUCUCACUGUUGCUCUCUGUCUUGGAGUACCAGACUGCUGUUAUGAGACGUGACUUCCAAACAGCGGACAAGGUCCUACCAACCGUACCAAGAGAACAAAGAACACGAGUAGCACAUUUCCUUGAGAAACAGGGUUUCAAACCACAAGCUUUGGCUGUGACCUGUGACCCAGAGCAUAAAUUUGACCUUGCACUAGGAUUAGGUGAAAUGAAGUUGGCCCAUGACCUUGCCACAGAAGCCCAGUCGGAACACAAGUGGAAGCAAUUGGCAGAACUUGCAACAAAAAAAUGUGAAUUUAAACUGGCGCAGGAAUGCUUGCACAAUGCGCAGGACUUUGGUGGACUUCUCAUGCUGGCUAGCUGUUCAGGCGAUGCGGGCAUGAUGGAGAAACUUGCGGAUAAUGCAGCAGAUAACGAGAAAAACAAUGUCGCAUUCCUUGGUUUCUUCCUACAGGGAAAGAAAGAAAAAUGCUUGGAUUUAUUGUGCAGUACCGGACGCUAUCCAGAGGCAGCCUUCUUUGCGAGGACCUACCUUCCAAACCGAAUAUCAGAAAUUGUUCAAGCCUGGAAAGAAAACCUAGCUAAAGUUAACAAGAAGGCGGCGGAUGCUUUGGCCGAUCCCACCGAUUAUGAAAACUUAUUCACUGGCUUGAAAGAGGCAAGACAGGUCGAGGAAUUCCUAAAGACAACGCAUAAAAAACUUCCCGCUGGUGCUUAUCCUCACGUGACGCUGAAUGCUGAUAGGGAUGUGGAACAGGAGAUGCAGGAUGCUAUUGCUAGCGGUGCUUAUUCUGGAAGUUCCACUGCAGGGACUGCAAAAUCAGAAGAAGAACAAUCAGAAACUGCUAAGCCAACUGUCACAACAGCGCCACCAACAAAAAAACUUGAGCAGGAUGAUCUUGAUCUUGAACUCGACGAUUUUGAUAUAGAUGAUGAUGGUACCGGGGGAGGAGAGGAUGUUGAUCUAGAUGAUGAAGACUUUUUGGAGGAUUGAUAAUGAUUACACAAUUAUUAUAAUGACACAAAUGACCUUUCACUGUCCAGUAAUGUUUGGUCUGUGAAGAAUUUCUCAAUCCAUUCACAAGACAAAGAAAUGUCACUAUUCUGUUAAAUGUAUAUUUUAUUGGCCAACAGAAUAUGUUUUCUUAAUGUCACCAUUGCAAGCUGCAAAUGAGAUAUUUGUAUGCUUAAAGAUUAUAGGAUUGGGCAUACACUGUCAGAUGUUUGUCUCUGACAUCUGACAAUAGUUUAUCAGACGUGAUGAAAUAUAGUAUAUCCCCACUUCACUCCAGACACAAAAAGACACAUGAUUUGUCUCAUUUGAAAUCAGAUCCAACAGAUUUAAACUCUGUCCAGAUUAUCAAAUAUUAUCUGACAAAAACAUUGGACGUGCCUAAAUAUGGUCAUGAUGACAUCACAUCAUGUCCAUAUUAUUAUAUAAGCACAUCAUGAC
This is a messenger RNA of Anneissia japonica, 3419 nucleotides long. RefSeq names its product coatomer subunit beta'-like. Gene Ontology annotation, cellular component: COPI vesicle coat. NCBI's taxonomy places the organism in Eukaryota, Metazoa, Echinodermata, Crinoidea, Comatulida, Comatulidae. The record is from RefSeq and is a predicted model, not a curated record. The transcript has 23 exons. Gene Ontology annotation, biological process: intra-Golgi vesicle-mediated transport; endoplasmic reticulum to Golgi vesicle-mediated transport; intracellular protein transport. Gene Ontology annotation, molecular function: structural molecule activity; protein binding. Bases 216 to 2960 code for a protein of 914 amino acids.